Molecule: messenger RNA, 849 nt
Organism: Cooperia oncophora
Lineage: Eukaryota; Metazoa; Nematoda; Chromadorea; Rhabditida; Trichostrongylidae
Source: the annotation of a GenBank genome assembly
AUGGCCGUCAACGGCGUAUACGUCGUUUUAGGUGAAGCGAAUACGGUGGUGGCUCUGCUGAAUAAAGCACGAAGACAGUAUCAAUUAUCACAUCAGCCGCCUUCUCUUGAAGACACUGAGCCGCUACUUCGGAAUUUUGCGGAUCUCAAAGAAGUUCUCAAUGAGGUAGCAGAUUUGAGUGAUAUGAAUCCGCUGACGUAUUUGUCCCCAUUUUUGGACGUUAUCAAAGCGCAAAAUACAAAUGGGCCCAUAACAGAGGCGGCAUUGUCAUCAGUGGCGAAAUUUCUCAGUUACGGGCUCAUAGACGCCAACAGUAUAAAAGCGGCAAAUGCUGUGGAAUCGGUUGCUUAUGCAGUCGUACAUACAAAAUUCAUUGGAGGGAAGAGCAGUGGCAGUGAUGAAUGCGUUCUUUUCAAGAUUCUCUUGGUUCUCCGUUCACUCUUGCUGUCUCCUCCCGGAUCACUUCUGUCCAACGAAGCUGUGUGUGACAUGAUGCAAUCGUGCUUCCGCAUCGUUUUCGAGCAGCAUCUUUCGCCGUUAUUGCGGAAAGCUGCUGAAGCUACGCUCAGUGAUAUGACGCAGCUGAUAUUCACACGACUGCCGACAUUCCAUGAAGAUGCCAGGCAUCCUUACAUAAGAAAACUGGUAAUGAACGCUAAAGGUGAAAAACGUCGAAGAAGGCGAAGACGAACUGAAUCUGAAGCAGAAAGUGAGAAGUGGUUCAGCCCACUACCGUUACGAAAGAUUCCUCAUGCUGCAAGUGAGAUUCCGUCAGUGGCAUCGACGAAUAACCUUAUCGCCUCUGAAAACACUCCACUUGUUAAAGCAGACGGUGAUGCGGCAAGUUUA